AUGGCUGGUGGCUUGUUUGCUGCUAAUCGGGAGUAUUUCUUCGAAGUUGGUGGCUACGAUGAGGAAAUGGAUAUUUGGGGUGGAGAGAAUCUCGAGAUAUCAUUCAGGGUAUGGAUGUGUGGUGGAUCGAUUGAAUUAAUACCUUGCUCACAUGUAGGCCAUAUCUUUCGUUCAGGCCAUCCAUAUGACAUGACAGGUCGAAACAACAACAAAGAUGUCCAUGGGACGAAUUCCAAAAGAUUGGCUGAAGUGUGGAUGGAUGAUUACAAACGACUUUUUUACGUUCACCGAAUGGGUUUGGUGAAUACGGAUGUUGGAGAUCUGACUGAACGAAAAAAGCUCCGGGAACGUCUACAAUGCAAAUCGUUCAAGUGGUUCCUCGAAAAUGUCAUUCCGCAAAAGUUUAUUCCCGAUGAGAAUGUGUUUGCAUAUGGCCAUGUGAGAACCGAACGUGAUCUUUGUUUGGAUACACUUCAACGGCUGGAAAACAAGGGCACUGUGAUUCUGGGUGUUUUCGUUUGUCAAUCAGAAGGCAGCUCUGCUCAGAUGUUUUCCAUAUCAAGACAACAUGAGCUCCGCAGAGAAUCGACAUGCGUAGAGGUUGGAGAACAGCUGCGACCAGGAGUUUAUUCCGUGAUCCUGCAAGAGUGCGUGGAUGAACAACCGAUUGAAUUUGAACAUGAACGGGGCGGUCGAAUCCGACAUAAAAAACGUGGACUCUGUUUGGACGUGGAGAACAUUUUAUCCGGCGGUGAUGUGACGUUGGCUCGCUGUGAAGAAGGCAAGGCAAGCCAACAAUGGACGUUCGAUAAGUACUUUCAGAUCGAUUGA
This is a messenger RNA of Necator americanus (New World hookworm), 831 nucleotides long. RefSeq lists its product as uncharacterized. The transcript has 7 exons. Gene Ontology annotation, molecular function: polypeptide N-acetylgalactosaminyltransferase activity. NCBI's taxonomy places the organism in Eukaryota, Metazoa, Nematoda, Chromadorea, Rhabditida, Ancylostomatidae. Gene Ontology annotation, biological process: protein O-linked glycosylation. Bases 1 to 831 code for a protein of 276 amino acids. Gene Ontology annotation, cellular component: Golgi apparatus. The record is from RefSeq and is a predicted model, not a curated record.